This is a messenger RNA of Neltuma alba, 3164 nucleotides long. Its product is annotated as activating signal cointegrator 1 complex subunit 2. The record is from RefSeq and is a predicted model, not a curated record. The coding region runs from base 89 to 2707 and encodes 872 amino acids. Gene Ontology annotation, molecular function: ubiquitin binding. Lineage: Eukaryota; Viridiplantae; Streptophyta; Magnoliopsida; Fabales; Fabaceae. The transcript is spliced from 9 exons.
UUGCUCUAACCCACCGAGUCAUCAGCAUUCUUUGCUCGGGUGUGGAAUUGUUGCGCUUCAUUUGUCGCAGACUAUCGUUGUUCGUACAAUGUCGAAUCGAUAUGGUCCGGGGAGGCAAGAGGGUAACAAGGGUUUCGUCAAAGCCCAGAAAAAAUUUGUGCCCAGAAAUUCGAAUACAAGCCCUAGCGGGUCAAAACCAACUCUCUCAACCUCCCUCAGACAGUCAAAUUCAUCGAAACAAUCGGAUGGCCGUGUUGAGAGCAGCAGUUCCGUUUCAGCAUCGAUGGGCAGGGUUCAAAUGGGAGACAAUGGACAGUGGGUGUCAAAUAGAGCCCAGGUUGGUAAUUUUGUAAACUACUUGCCACAAGACGAGGCAGUGGCUGCUGGGCUUGGCGCUGAGGAAGGAGGAUUGGAUCCCGUGGAAUCUCAGCGAGUUGUUGAUCUUUUAAAUAGAGAGCUGUCUCGUUUGCUUAAGUUGAAACCGAAGGAAUUUUGGAAGGAAGUGGCUACUGAUACCUCCUUGCAUGAAUUUCUGGACAGCUUUCUAAAAUUUAGAAGCAGAUGGUAUGAUUUCCCAUAUCGUGGGGCCAAAGGGAUAGUUGCUGGGAUUAUUGUUGGAGAGCUUGAUUUAAGCCGGCGUGUUUUUAUGGUAUUGUAUCGCAUUUCUUCUAAUAAAGAUCCAGGUGAUCAGGUUGCUCAUAGCCUCAAUGUGAGAGACCAUGGAGUUCUUUUGCAGGAGAAAAAGUUGCUUGACUUGCCAAAGCUGUUAGAUAUAUGUGCCAUUUAUAGUCAUGAAAAUGAAGAGUUGACAAGAUUGCUCGUCAGAAAUGCUCUGAAUGCUCAACCUUGGAUCUGUGAUAAUCUGACAGCUGUAAUUACACAUUUUCUUGGAAUUGCGCACACGAUGCAUGAGAGAUGCAGUUCAUCAUUGGAGGUCUUAUUUUCUUCUGGAAAACUGGAUGAUCGCAGUGCUGCUCAGCUUCAAGCUGAUCUGCUGGAGGUGGUCGACUUUAUAAAUGAUGCGGUUGUAUCAAUGGAUGCUUUUGUUAGUGCUUACAAGCUGGCGGCUGUAUUUUUUUCAUGCCCAGUUGAAAUAAGUUCUGGCAAUGAGGAGCUGCUAAGCUUUCUUGCUAGAUUGCAUGAUUCCUUACUUCCAUCGUUGCUAAGGGGCUUCCAUACUGUUAUUGCUGACGAACAAGAUGGAAGAAUGUCAAACAUUGUUUUAAGUUUGAAGAUGUUACGGAUGAGAUUGGUGAACUUUGGUUGGCAAUUAUUGCGCUUUUGCUAUCUUAGUGAUGAGGUGUUCAGAGAUAGUUGCCCUCUUCCAGCUUCUACAAAAAUGUUUCCUGCCACUGUGGAGGACCCGGUUAUUAGAGCAGAUAUUCUGGUUCAAACAUUUAGAGAGAUCAAUGCAGUUUCACUGCAAUUACAGGAAAACCAGCAGAAGGAGACAUUUAUUCAACAUAUUCAAAAGAGUUACAAUAUUUUGAAAAUGGUUGAAAGCUUGCGGGAUAAUGGUUGGAUAUUUGUUGAUGAUGAACAGUUUCAGUAUAUAUCUGGGAUUAUGAAUUCAAAAGAGAUUUAUAAGGAUCCACAGUCUGCAAGAGGCCCUGUGGAGAGCAAACCAUUACAGGCUGAUGAAGAUGCUGCUAUAAUUGAGUCCAAAAUCAGUCAAAUAAGGGACCUAUUUCCUGAUUAUGGUAAAGGGUUUUUAGGCGCAUGUCUUGAAGUCUAUGAUCGUAAUCCGGAAGAGGUCAUUCAGAGGAUUUUGGAGGGAACCCUUCAUGAAGAUCUGCAAUGCUUGGACAGAUCGCUUGAUGUGGUACAACCAGCUCAGACUGCUACUGUGAACAGAAAUGACAAAGGAAAAGGUAAACUAAUAGACUCUAUGUCAAUGCCCUCCAAUACUGCAGCAGCUUUUUGUGGGAAGCAAGAGACAGACGGACCAUUGUUUUCAUCCUCCGAAUCACUUGGAAAAUAUGUGAAGAAAUCCGAAGAUGACUUGUCCGAUGCCAACAUUCUGGAUACUAGCGAUGAAAAACACAAAUUAAGAACCGCUGCCCUGGUCUCACAAUAUGAAUAUGAAGACGAAUAUGAUGACUCUUUUGAUGAUUUGGGUUUUAGUGUAGCAGACACUAGCGUAGAAGAAAAUGAGGUAUUGGAAAACACUGCAAAAUCAGGGAAAUCUUGGCCAACUGAAACUGGAGAGGCUGCACAAAAUGCCCCUAGUUCAAAAUGGGGCUCCAGGAAAAAGCCCCAAUACUAUGUCAAAGAUGGCAAGAAUUACAGCUACAAAGUGGCAGGUGCUAUAGCAGUCGCAAAUUCACAUGAGGCUUCACUAGUUAAUCAAUCUCAAGAAGAAUUAAUAUAUGGUCUUGGACGCGGUGGCAACCAUCCUCUUGGUGCCGUAAAGAAGCUGACAGAUUUCUACAACAAUGGCAACGACCAGUCCCCAGGUCCUGAAACCGAAGAGAGAGAGAAUUUGGGCAAUUCUGGUGGUAGGGGAAGGAAGGAAGGGGGCAGGUCAAGGGCUUCACAUGUGCAGCAGGACAAACAAUCUGAUGCCUCGGAGAGUGAAGGAAAAGGUGAUAUCUCGAAUCACAGAGGCAGAGGAAGGAGGGGGGGAGGAGGAGGAGGAGGAAGGAACAACAAUUACAGAAAGGACCGAGCCAUGAAGAAGCACUUCUCUGGGUUGCGUGGUUACUAGAAGCAUAUGCGACUCUCGUAUACCCCUCUUCCACUCCAAAUGUUCUAUGCCCAAUUCUGCCUGGGGGACUGUUCAACUCGUUUACUGGCAUUUCCUCCCCAAAUGGAUAGAUAAGGUGCGUAACACAUCAGCGAGAGUCAACCCUUCGCCUGCGGUUAAAAGUCGUGGCUUUUCUGGUAUUUGCGUACUCUGCUCUUUUAGUUGCUGCUCAAAAGGGGGAAAUUUUAAGUCAAAGGAUAAGAGCGAUCCCGCGUAAUAUUGUGAAGCGUCACAAUAUAAUGCACGUUAAAUGAGCAAUCAACAAAGCUAGGGAUACUAAAUUUCUUUGUUAGGUAAGAUAAAUAAUAUCGAGUGUUUUCUUUUUCCUUCUUUUUUGGAUAGCAUCAAUUUGUAUGAUGCAAAAAAUUUUACAGUGUAUAGUUGACGUUUUAAAUGGGUUUUUGUUUUAUAGUUAUUU